AUGCCUUUUCCCUUUCGAUAUAUAUGCGACCUGCUGCAGACUUUGCACGACGAAACUCGUUCCAAAAGGGCACAGAAACGUCCAGACAAAGCGCUUGUCGAAGAUUGGUUUCACAAACAUCGCAAACUCCUAGAUGAGCCCAGCACAAAUGGCGUUGCGGUUCUCUCCACGCUACUUCCGGGCAACCGCCCAGACCGCGUCUAUGGCAUACAAGUGAACAGGCUGCAAAGUAUUAUUUCACGAGCAAUGGGCUUGGGUAUCUCGCGAUUGAGAGUGCUACAAGAAUACAACACUCUCCCCAGCAGCGACAAAGAUCUAGCAGACUGUGUCGAAGAAUUACUGACAAACACGCCGAACCCUAAGCAAUUAGAGGAGAUUACAGUCGAAGAAAUUGAUGCAGCUCUUCAUCAUGUUGCCUCUGGAUGCAAAUUCAGCUCAAAGGAGGUUCAGGCUUCUCGUAACAAAGAUGGCCAGACAAUAAGCCUUGGCGACUUCUACAAUCGCCUCACUGCCCGCGAUGCCAAGUGGUUCACCCGGCUGGUCCUCAAGGACUUUGCACCCGUUGUGAUGCCCGAGACUGUUGUGAUCAAAGCAUAUGAUUACAGAUUACCCGAGGCUCUAGCUGUCCGCGAGGAUUUUGCAACGGCUAUUUCCUUGAUACGCGAAGGCGGCUUGGCCUCAAGACCAGAGAACUUGAUCAAACUCGGCUGCAAGGUUGCGCGACAACCCUGGUACAAGGCUCACAGUAUCAAGCACUGCGUGGGCAUGAUAGGAACACGCCAAGUGAGCUGCGAGCAGAAGAUUGAUGGCGAAUAUUGCCAGAUUCAUAUUGAUCUGAGCAAACCCCGAAAUCAGGAACUCAAGAUCUACUCCAAAAGUGGAAAGGAAAGCACCAAAGAUCGCAAAAACUUGCAUCCCGCCAUUCGAGCAUCGUUGAAUAUCGGGAAGAAAGCCUGUCCACUCAAGCAAGGGUGCAUCUUGGAAGGUGAGCUGGUGGUGUAUAGUGACAGGGACCGGAAGAUACUCCCUUUUCACAAGAUUCGGAAACACGUAUCGAGAUCUGGUGCGUUCUUGGGAACAGUUGGAGAUUCACAGCGCCAUGAUCAUGAGCAUCUUAUGAUUAUAUACUACGACAUACUAAUGCUGGAUGGUACAUCCUUUCUCGGCAUGCAACAUUCAGAUCGUUUUCAACGGCUUACCAAGCUGAUCACAACCCGCAAAGGCCAUGCUGAGUUGAUUCAGCGACAGAUUAUCGACUUUCGCCGGAAAGACGCGCAAAGACUGCUCUUAGCAGCCUUUGCAAAGUGCAUUGUAGCUCGUGGAGAGGGUUUGGUGCUGAAGCCAGAUGAUCCUUAUUUCACCUUUGGCCGUAAAAAGAAACGCUAUGCAUCGUGUGCCAUCAAGCUCAAGAAGGCAUAUAUCAAAGGUUUCGGUGACGUCGGAGACUUUGCCGUCAUCGGUGCCUCGCACGAUGCUAGAACGGCAAAAAGCUCCAAGAUCGAGAACCUCAAGUAUACGCACUUCUUCCUGGCAUGCUUGGACAAUCCCACUGAAGCGCAGGCGAGAACCCAUAAGCCCAAGUAUAUUGUCACAAAUAUCGUAACUUUGAACGACACACAGUUGAAAUAUUUUCGACAGUACUGCAAUCCUCCCAUGGUACGGCCAGAGGAUCACACAUCCUCAGAGUUCGAUUUUCGAGGCCUCGGAAACGCUGAUCGGCCGACGGUUAUCUUCUCCGAUCCACCCGUCUUCGACAUCUACUGUUUUUCCUUUGAUAAAGCACCCAAUUCGGCCAUGUGGACAAUGAGGUUCCCCCAGGUCAGUAAGAUUCAUCUAGACAGAGACUUUCUAGAUGUUCUUUCUUUCGUUCAGCUGCAGGAAGCUGCCCAUGAUGCUGUGGAAGAGCCCGAAAUGGAAGACAGUCAGGAGAUGCGAUUGUGGCUAGCCAAGCUUGAAGCAACAGACCCCGAGAGAAAAUGUUUGGCCUAUGAUAGCCAGUCCACAGUUUCGACUAUCUCUACAAAUCAAACAGCUUCAGUCGUGGCCUCCACCGAUUCCGAAGCCGAGGGCGAACAGGUACAAGCAAAUCCCGUCGUCAGACCUGAAGACACGCCAGCGGCUGUAGCGCCGCAGCGGGGCUUGAUCACGCCGCCUAGAUCUUCGGCUACUCAUGCAACUGCUGCUACUAAUGUUGGAGCAAGAGGUAGUACGGCCCCAAACACAAGAUCGAGCAGCCGAAAACGGUCUUCAACGGCAGUGGAAGUGACAUCGCCUUCGAAGAAACCAAAGACAAACACGCAAAAUAGAGACAUUCAGACUACCAAAAGGAAGCCACUUGGUGCUAGAGAUGCCAAUGAUUCCCAGAGGUCAACCAGGUCUGGUCGUAGCGUGUCGCCUCCGCUUAGCAUUGGGGAACUGGAGGCGACACCACCGGUGGAAGGGCACUUUCCAUCUUCAGUGACUGGAAGCUUUUAUACCGCAAACGAGCCUCCGUCGUCACCUUCCGGAAGAACUCCACGCAAAGGCAGGAACGCUGUUGGCAACGGAACAAUGUCGAAAGAUGAAUCGCAAGUUGUGGAGAGAUGCCGCCAUGUGGCAAGCAAGAAAAGGUGUGCCUUUAAAGGCUGUGCUUUCCUGCUAUCUCCUUGCAUACGCGAGUAUGCUUGGAUUGAUGAUCUCCUCAAAGGUCACGGCAUCUUUGGUUUUCAGACCAUCCCAGAGGUCUGGGCAAGACAGGCGUCAUCUCGAUCCUCCUCAGCGGCGAGCACGCCGAGAUCUGGUAGCCCAACACCUGGGUCUAUCAACAGUGCCACUAAGCGAAGAGAACAAAGACUCUGCCUGGUUGAUUCAAGAAGGGCUGAUGCAACUCGAGAUUUUAUCAAGGCGAUUGAGGUCGCCGGGUUGACAUGCAGAAAUGGAGAGCGGGAGUGGAUCUCGGUCUAUGACUGGCGGAUUUUGGAAGACAUUACGAGCAUGGAGUCAAGAGCUUACAGGAAAGGGGGACCGGACCCGUGGAGGGCUCGGUAUCUGGGACUGGCAUGA
Pestalotiopsis fici W106-1 is the source of this 3042-nucleotide messenger RNA. RefSeq lists its product as uncharacterized. Gene Ontology annotation, molecular function: DNA ligase (ATP) activity; ATP binding; DNA binding. The transcript is spliced from 5 exons. The record is from RefSeq and is a predicted model, not a curated record. The coding region runs from base 1 to 3042 and encodes 1013 amino acids. Lineage: Eukaryota; Fungi; Ascomycota; Sordariomycetes; Amphisphaeriales; Sporocadaceae. Gene Ontology annotation, cellular component: DNA ligase IV complex. Gene Ontology annotation, biological process: DNA recombination; double-strand break repair via nonhomologous end joining; nucleotide-excision repair, DNA gap filling.